GUGGGUGCAGGCGCUGGGCUCUGACAUCCAAAUCCAACCAGAACCAGUAGCUUCUGGUCAUUCACGAAAAGCUCUCUGGGCUGGCAGGCACUGUCCCGGGCUGUGGGGCCUGGGACCUGAAGCCAGGAUGGGGGAGUCGCCCAGAGCGCGGGGAUGUGCACCCUUCCGGGGCCGGAAGCAGGAAGCCGGCUGCGCGGCCCCUUUAAAAGGCGCGGCGCGGCCGGCCGGAACGGAGCGGCGGAGACACGGGGCGCGCCCGGGAGGCUGCACACGCUGCACCCGGAAGUGUCUCCGGAGAGAGGAAGCCAUCCCGUCGGAGGUGUCUCUGCCAUGGGCCGCAAGAAGAAGCAGCAGCGAGAUGGCGGAGAGCGGCGGCCGCGGCUCGUCCUCAGUUUUGACGAGGAGAAGCGACGGGAGUACCUGACAGGCUUCCACAAGCGGAAGGUGGAGCGCAAGAGGGCGGCCAUCCAGGAAUUGCGGCAGCGGCUGAAGGAGGAGCAAAAGAAGCUGCGCGAGGAGCGCCACCAGGAGUACCUGAAGAUGCUGGCCGAGAGGGAGGAGGCGCUGGAGGAGGCUGAUGAGCUGGAGCGCCUGGUGACAGCGAAGACGGAGUCAGUGCAGUACGACCACCCUAACCACACUGUCACCGUGACCACCAUCAGUGACCUGGACCUCUCAGGGGCCCGACUGCUCGGGCUGUCCCCGCCUGAGAGACUGGGGGAUGAGUCCAAGGAGGAGGUUCCUUCCGUUGAGAAACCGAUCCAAGCCUUACCCAGGAAGUCCAAAGACCCCCUGCUAUCUGAGCGGAUCUCCUCCCUCACUGCGACGCUGCACGCGCACAGCCGCAGGAAGGCCAAGCGGAAGCAUGUCCGUCGCACCCAGGACUCCAAGAAACCUCCGAGUGCCACACGCACCAGCAAGACACAGCGGCGCCGGCUGACGGGCAAAGCCCGGUCCAGUGGGGAGUGAGCCCUUCAGGAGCCCGGAAGGCAUGGUCCAUGCCUGAAACCCAGCCCUGCAGGGAG
This is a messenger RNA of Ochotona princeps (American pika), 1025 nucleotides long. RefSeq names its product nucleolar protein 12 (gene NOL12). Bases 154 to 969 code for a protein of 271 amino acids. The transcript is spliced from 6 exons. Gene Ontology annotation, molecular function: RNA binding. Lineage: Eukaryota; Metazoa; Chordata; Mammalia; Lagomorpha; Ochotonidae. The record is from RefSeq and is a predicted model, not a curated record. Gene Ontology annotation, cellular component: nucleolus.